GGGGGGGUGGUCUCUGGGUCUAACACAGUGAAUGUCAGACCAUCAACCUUUUAGAGGGUUAAAGCUUUUGUACGAUGCGAGAGAAGGCCAGGGUGAGCAAGGCGAGCGCAUGCGGGACUGGGCAGCAAGCCACAUCCUCUUUCAGGCUUUCGGUUUCUUUGCCUCCAUCUUGCCUGCGAUUUUCGGGUAUCAGAGGAGUUAAGUCUUGACGUGUCGCAGCCAAAGGAGAGCCUAGCCGCGGGUAGGACGAACUCCUCCAUUGGAAAGGAUUUUGAAAGAAAUGAAGAAAACCAUCAGAAAUGCAAUCGGUAGCUUCAUGGCCUUCUGUUGACUGGACUAGACUUUUCUUACUGCUGUUCCUUGGAAUGACACUGUACAGGAUGUCUGCUGAGGUCAUCCAUCAGGUGGAAGAAGCACUUGAUGAAGAUGAGAAGGAGAUGCUUCUUUUUCUGUGCCGAGACGUUGCUGCAGAUGUGGUUCCACUUAAUGUCAGGGACCUUCUGGAUUUUUUAAGAGAGAGAGGAAAGCUGUCUUCUGUGAGCUUGGCUGAGCUGCUCUACAGAGUAAGGCGGUUUGACUUGCUCAAGAGGGUCUUGAAGAUGGACAGACCGACAGCGGAGGCCCUCCUGCGCAGGCACCCACAUCUUAUUUCGGACUAUAGGGUGCUGUUGAUGGAGAUUGGUGAGGGUUUGGAUAAAUCUGAUGUGUCCUCAUUAAUAUUCCUCAUGAGAGAUUAUAUGGGCCGAGGCAAGAUAGCCAAGGAUAAGAGUUUCUUGGAUCUUGUGAUUGAAUUGGAGAAGCUAAACCUGGUUGCUCCAGAUCACUUGGAUUUAUUAGAAAAAUGCCUGAGGAACAUCCACAGAAUAGACCUGAAGACAAAAAUCCAGAAAUACAAGCAGUCUGCUCAAGGAAUGGAAACAAAUUAUGUAAAUGCUCUCCAGACAUCUCUGCCAAACUUGAGUAUUAAGGAUUCUUCAUAUAACCUAAGGCUCCAGAAUGGGAGGAGUAAAGAACACAGACUCAUGAUGGGACAACCUGCCAUUCAGAGAGAACCAGUGAAGACAUCCAUUCAGGAAUCAGAAGCAUUUUUACCUCAGCACGUACUGGAAGAGAGAUAUAAGAUGCAGAGCAAGCCCCUGGGAAUCUGCCUGAUAAUUGAUUGCAUUGGCAAUGACACAGACAUUCUUCAGGAAACCUUCACUUCCCUGGGCUAUGAAGUCAAGCGUUUCUUACAUCUCACUGUGGAAAAUAUAAUGCACAUUCUUGGCCAAGUUGCGCACAUGCCCCAACACAAAGACUACGACAGCUUCGUGUGUAUCCUGGUGAGCCGAGGGGGCUCCCAGAGCGUGUUUGGUGUGGAUCAGACUCGCUCAGGGGUCCCUUUGGAUCAUAUCAGAAGGAUGUUCAUGGCAGAUGCAUGCCCCUCUCUCUCAGGGAAGCCAAAGGUCUUUUUUAUUCAGAACUAUGUGACGUCAGAGGGCCAGCUAGAGGACAGCAGCUUCCUGAAGGUGGAUAGGCCAUCAGUGAAAAGUGCAGAAUCCAAGGCCAGGCAGUCUGGGGCCUGCAUGAUUCACCGAGAAGCUGACUUCUUCUGGAGCCUGUGCAAAGCGGACGUGUCCCUGCUGGAGCGGUCCUCCCCUUUGCCAUCACUGUACCUGAAGUGUCUCUCCCAGAAACUGGGGAAAGAAAGAAAACACUCACUCCUGGAACUCCACAUUGAACUCAACAGCAAGGUGUAUGAUUGGAACAGCAGAGUGUCUGCUAAGGAGAGGUACUGUGUCUGGCUGCAGCACACUCUGAGAAAGAAACUCAUCCUCUCUUGCAAAUGAAAAGCCAAAGGCCCUUCUUAGCUUUGCAGUCUCCAUCGCUAGCCAGAAAGACAAACAUUUAUUUCUCACAGUUCUAGAGACUGGGAAGUCCAAGAUCAAGGUGCUUAUAGAUCAGGUGUCUGGUGAGAACCCGCCUCCAGGUUGGUAGAUGACCCUCUUGUUGUCUCUUCACAUGGCAAAGAGAACAGAGAGAAAGCAG
Messenger RNA from Kogia breviceps (pygmy sperm whale), 2028 nucleotides. RefSeq names its product CASP8 and FADD like apoptosis regulator (gene CFLAR). Gene Ontology annotation, biological process: proteolysis; regulation of apoptotic process. Lineage: Eukaryota; Metazoa; Chordata; Mammalia; Artiodactyla; Physeteridae. Gene Ontology annotation, molecular function: protein binding; cysteine-type endopeptidase activity. The record is from RefSeq and is a predicted model, not a curated record.